Molecule: messenger RNA, 659 nt
Organism: Camelina sativa (false flax)
Lineage: Eukaryota; Viridiplantae; Streptophyta; Magnoliopsida; Brassicales; Brassicaceae
Source: RefSeq, a predicted model, not a curated record
AUGGAGGAAAUGGGUACAGGUAAGAAAAGACAGCAACAAGAGUCAAUGAUAGGUGAGUAUGAAAAGAUUGAAGAGUCUCACAAUUAUAACNCUUUUUUUUCCAGACUCUUAGGUCACUUUUGCCGCAAGAAAACAAAAUUUAUGAAAACUCUCANAAUUGCGUUUCAGAGCCCUGCAAACAGAGGAGGCAAUGGCCACACCGAGCCACCUUUCUUGACAAUGGUUCAGUAAAAAAAAAAAACAGAACCAUUGUUUCAAGAAAAAAAUGUACUUAUGUGUGCAUAGUUUCUAAACAAAAACACCCAAAAAAACCCAAAACACAAACACACAAACACACAUCUGACACCACAAACUGAAAAAAAAAAAAAAAAUCAAAGCUCUCAUCGAUCUUUGAUUUUUUUUUUCAGUGAAUACAAUUCUUUUUUCACAUUCUUUCCCUUUUGUCUCUCUUGUUUGUUUCUUCUCUUGUUCAUUGUUUUCUUCUUCAACACCAUUGUUCAUCACACACAUACACCCACCCACCCACAUGAACAAAACAUUUAGAUUAUUUGGAGUUGUAAUUCAUCAGCAAGUCUCACACUUUUUUUUUCUUUUUUUCUUCUUAAAACAUUUGUUGAUUGGUUAAUUGGGGAAUAAAGAGUCCUUUUUUAUUUAUUUUA